UAUUAGUAUUUUUUUAAAAAAGAAAAUGAUGAAAUUCAUAUAACCCUUGUCCUUGCAUUAUUUCUCUAACACAAGUCACAGUAAGACUAUAAAAUCGUUUUAUUCUCUUCUCCUGCAAUACCACUCCAUACACCCAAUCCAAUCACUCCUUCCCUAACCUUUUUCUUCUUUUCAUUUCUCCUUCUCUCCCAAAUCCGAAAAUGGCCUCCAAGGAGCCCGAACACGAACCAAGAGCCGACGAGGAGGAGACUACCGCCGCCGAGGACGAGGACACCGGUGCUCAGGUUGCUCCGAUCGUCAAACUUGAGGAGGUCACCGUCACUACUGGUGAAGAGCACGAGGAGGCCAUCCUCGAUCUUAAGUCGAAGCUUUACCGAUUUGACAAAGAUGGAAAUCAGUGGAAAGAGCGAGGCGCUGGUACCGUCAAGUUUUUGAAGCACAAGGAGAGUGGCAAGGUUCGUCUUGUUAUGAGGCAAUCCAAAACCCUCAAGAUCUGCGCCAAUCAUCUUGUUUUGCCAACCAUGACUGUGACAGAACACGCUGGUAAUGACAAAUCUUGUGUGUGGCACGCUACGGAUUUCGCUGAGGGUGAAUUGAAGGACGAGCUUUUUUGCAUUAGAUUUGCAUCAGUUGAAAAUUGCAAACUCUUCAUGGAGACUUUCCAAGAAGUUGCUGAGUCGCAACAGCAGAAGGAAGACAAUGAAGAUGCAUCUGCAGCUGCUGGGCUUCUUGAGAAGCUGAGCGUUGAAGAAAAAAAGACUGAGGAGAAAACUGAGGAAAAGGAAGAAAAAAAGACUGAGGAAAAGGAAGAAAAAAAGACGGAGGAAAAAGCUGAGGAAAAGGAAGAAGAGUCGGAGAAGAAGGAGCCUGCUUCCUCUACUUAAGAAUAAUUCUUGGUACUAUACAUUUGGAUUAAGAGAGUAGUCGAAUGCCUUCUUUUCCACCCGUGCUAGGGGUAUUUGUUCUGGUAUUGGGUCAGUGGAUUGUGGUUUAUGGGCUGAAAUGCCGUUGGUCAAUGCGUCCUUAUUCACUUGGUAGUUCUAUCAAGAUUGGGUCGAACUUUUUGGGUCAUGUUUGCAGGUUGAAGAUUGUUUUCUUUUUCUUUUUCCAGUUUGGGUGUUAUAAGAGUUUUUAAGUAGGAUUUACGUUAUUGUUAUAAUAGUCGAGAGUUAAGUUGCAGGUAUUUAAAGCAUUACUGCGAGAAUUACUUGUUAUUUUAGACGAGUUUCUUUUGCGAUAUAAUUUCUUUAUUUGUUCAGGGGUCUCAAAA
This is a messenger RNA of Cannabis sativa, 1270 nucleotides long. Its product is annotated as ran-binding protein 1 homolog b. The coding region runs from base 201 to 884 and encodes 227 amino acids. Gene Ontology annotation, molecular function: GTPase activator activity. NCBI's taxonomy places the organism in Eukaryota, Viridiplantae, Streptophyta, Magnoliopsida, Rosales, Cannabaceae. The transcript is spliced from 4 exons. Gene Ontology annotation, cellular component: cytoplasm; nuclear pore. The record is from RefSeq and is a predicted model, not a curated record. Gene Ontology annotation, biological process: nucleocytoplasmic transport.